AUGAGAAUUGCACAAUUAGCUGCGUUGUUUGCUUUGGUCAUAUUUGCUUUGGCAAAACACAUUGAACCUGAAGAAGUCGAAGUAAAUGACAUGCAACCAGAAGAUGUUGAAAAGGAUGAUGAAAAAAGGGCUUCAAAAGUUGCAAGUCCUCUCAUGGCAAAAGUUAGCGUAGCAACCCUGGACAGGACUCUUGGUUCAAUGAAGGAGAGUACUUUGCAAAACAACUUGCAAGUUGCAGCAAAUAAAUUUAAAGUUGAGGAAAAGGCGAGUGUUGCGAGACAUACCCUUACACUUGAUGCUCGUCCAUUAUUCUGGGUUCGUAGAUGGCGCUGCUUUUACUGUUACAAAGGGUGGUACAGUUGUCAUUGGAGAUGUCUAUUCUGCUACUACACAUAUGGCUAUGGCUAUUAUUGGAUGCCAUGGAACUGCAGUUACUGUUACGUAGAAGGUGUUAGCAAGUGGUAUUGGUGGAUGAAAACAUACAAUUGUUGGGGCAAUUGCUACUACAGGAGAUAUUAGACACAAUGAGAAAAGAUAUUUCGUAGAAACAGACAGCAAGAUAAUUCAUAUUGUUCAUGAUAUAAUGAAUGUCAUUGAAAUAAAGUCAUGAAAACAAA
Molecule: messenger RNA, 617 nt
Organism: Owenia fusiformis
Lineage: Eukaryota; Metazoa; Annelida; Polychaeta; Sabellida; Oweniidae
Source: the annotation of a GenBank genome assembly